AUGGAAACUACAGAGAAUGGGAAACUCCAAAAUAUGAACCCGUUAAUCAAGAAGAACGAGGUGCUCGCCCAAAGGAUGUGUACACUUAACUUUGGGAUCCGAGGUUACAGAAGUAAACAUAAGAUCAACACAGAGAACGCAAUACCUACAAAACAACCUCCUCUUAGAUUGCCUCACCCUGCUGCUGAAUUCGUCGACAAAGAGUCCGGCAACAUUCGAGAGGCUCAUGGAAACAGUACUAGCUGGUCUCAAUUACAAGAUAUCCUAGCUGUCGGGAAAGGGAGUACAGACAGACCCACAGAAGAUUUCUGUCGUAUCCAAGUGGCCAGUUCACUGAAUGCUAGUGAAGUAAGAUCCUUUACAGGCUUAUGUAGUUACUACAGAAGGUUUAUAAAAGGAUUUUCUUCCAUUGCCAAGCCUCCGUUUAAGUUGACAGAGAAAGGAAGAGAUCCCCGCCCCCUUCAUGCAGCCUUAACAGAGCUGCGUGCCCUAAAAUGGUUACUUAACUUCAAAGAUCCUGAAGGCCAGACUCAAGAGGAACUUACUACUCCAAGUGUAGAGUGUGAAGUUGUUGCAAUGAUUGAUUCUGUUUCCAAUGAUUUGAAUAGUCUUCAGGACAAUGACGAGAACUUAUCACAGAUCAAAGCCUGGGUAAACCGUAGUAAACGUCCAGAAUAUUCUGAUAUAAAGCAUAGAAAAAGGAGCGAGAUUUUAGAGCUUUGCCAUGAUGCCAGAACCUCAGGACAUCUUCGAGUCCAUAAGACACUAGAAAGAGUAAGAGACCGAUUCUAUUGGACAGGAUUGCAAAGUGACGUAAGGAGUUAUGUUACAGGUUGUCCCCAGUGCAAAAAGAGAAAGAAUCUCUCAGCAGGAAAAUCUUACAUGCAAGUUGAUCAAACAGAUUCUCCCUUAGAGCGCAUAGCAACAGAUAUAAUGGGACCAAUGCCAGAAACCAACAGAACCAACAAAUAUUUACUUGUCAUUGCAGACUACUUCACAAAGUGGACCGAGGCAUAUCCAAUGAAGAACAUGGAAGGCCAGACAGUAGCCGAAGUACUAGUGGGGCAGUUCUUUACCAGAUUUGGUGUGCCAGAAGUCAUACAUAGCGACCAAGGAAGGCAAUAUGAAAGCAGAAUGUUUAAAGAUAUUUGUAGCUUACUGGGUAUACGGAAAACAAGGACAACCGCCUUUCAUCCCAAGUCGGACGGGAUGGUUGAGAGAUUUAAUAAAACUCUAGCUACAAUGUUAUCUGCCUAUGUCUUGGAUCAUCAAACCGACUGGGACAAACACUUGCCUUAUGUACUUAUGGCAUAUUGUUCAGCUAUUCACGAGAGUACAGGGUAUACACCCAACAUGCUAAUGUUGGGAAGGGAAAUCUCAACUCCCUUGUACAUUAUGUAUGGAUUACCAGGAGAAAAAGAACACACGAGUGUUCAUGAAUAUGUGUGGAAGUUACAUAGCACUUGA
Molecule: messenger RNA, 1467 nt
Organism: Saccostrea echinata
Lineage: Eukaryota; Metazoa; Mollusca; Bivalvia; Ostreida; Ostreidae
Exons: 7
Coding region: 1-1467 (488 amino acids)
Biological process (GO): DNA integration
Molecular function (GO): nucleic acid binding
Source: RefSeq, a predicted model, not a curated record